This is a messenger RNA of Ascoidea rubescens DSM 1968, 1750 nucleotides long. RefSeq names its product tRNA dihydrouridine synthase (gene DUS4). The transcript has a single exon. Gene Ontology annotation, biological process: tRNA processing. NCBI's taxonomy places the organism in Eukaryota, Fungi, Ascomycota, Saccharomycetes, Ascoideales, Ascoideaceae. Gene Ontology annotation, molecular function: tRNA dihydrouridine synthase activity; flavin adenine dinucleotide binding. The record is from RefSeq and is a predicted model, not a curated record. Bases 206 to 1267 code for a protein of 353 amino acids.
UUUAUCUUUUGAACUGUUUUUAUCGUUGUUAUCGUAUCAUCUCUAUUAUCUUUCGACCAUCUCUUGAGGGUGAAUAUAUAUAUUGUUCAUGUUAUUUACCUAUCAUUCUUUUGGUUUUUCUCUCUUAUAGAUAUAUCACAACAUCAUAAUUUUUUUUAUUUUUUCCAUAAAAUCACACCAAUUUAAUAUAAUUUCCACUCUUAGUAUGACUACAAAAGUUUCUCCAUCUUUUGCUAGAAUUUCACCAAGAAACUCAGCUCAUAAUCCAAUUAACAUAUUCAAAGAAUGCAAAAAACAAGGCAGACCAGCUUUCAUAUCGGGGCCAAUGGUCCGAUAUUCUAAACUACCCUUCAGAGAGUUGGUUCGUAAUUAUAAUGUCGAUAUUGUGUAUUCUCCAAUGAUUUUGGCUAGAGAAUUUGUGAGAAACGAAAUAGCAAGAUGCAGUGAUUUUACCACAAAUGAUAAAGAUCGUUCAUUGGUUGUUCAAGUUGGUAGUAAUAAUGUUGUCGAUUUUCUUAGAUUUAUUGAAAUGAUCCAUCCAUACUGCGAUGCAAUUGGACUAAACUGCGGAUGUCCAGUGAAGGAACAAGUGAGAUCAGGAAUUGGAGCAGCGUUAAUGUCAGAGCCCGAAAAAGUGGCUGAAAUGAUAAAGGCAGCAAAGGAUAAAUUCGGAGAUAAAGUCACUCUUGAGACUAAAAUAAGAAUCCAUAAAGACAUACAAGAAACAGUGAGAUUUGUGAAAAUGGUGGAAGCAGCAGGAGUCGAUUGGAUAACAGUUCAUGGAAGAACCCAGACAACUCGGUCAUCACAACCAGCCAAUUUCGAGGCAAUUAAAAUCAUAAAGGAAUCAGUAUCAGUUCCAGUUGUUGCUAACGGUGACUGUUUUUCAUUAGAAGACGCCCAUCGAAUUGCAAAUGAUACAGGUGUCGAUGGUGUUAUGGCAGUUCGUGGUAUAUUAGAGAAUCCUGCAAUGUUUAGUGGAUAUAAACAGGUGCCUUGGGGUGCAAUUGAGCGAUUCUUUAGCAUAGGCGUAUCAUAUUCCUUGCCCUUCAGAGUGUUUCAACAUCAUUUGUCAACUAUGCUUGAAAGUCAAAUUUCCAAACAGCUUCGAUUGGAAUUGAACAACUGCAAAACUCUAGUUGAGUUGAUUGACUGGUUUGAUGCACACUUCAUGCUUCGAAGGUCCACAGAAGAAGGCUACGGGAAGGGCGUAGAGGUAGACUAUUUGGUCAGACCCAAGGAAAACGAGUGCUCAUUCAACUUGUAACAUAUCUCUAGCAAACACUGAACAUCUUUCAGUUUAUUUUCCAGUUUGCUCCAUUUUUUUAUCUUUCAUCGCAGGUUCAGUUCGGCAAAUAUCCAGCUUUGUGGAUCAAAACCAUCAGAGAGGGUCAACUUCCUCGUGCUUAGAGCCCUGAUUUUUUUGGGGGAGUGAAAAAUCAAAAAUUUCACUAUGGUUUUUUGAAGAAACCUUUCUCUUCAGAAAAUACUGCUGAUGAUGUGAGCAAGAGAGUAGGAAUAGAACUGUUAUUAGGGUAUGUUUUAUUUCCAGUGUUGAGAAGCAGAACUUUGAAAACAAUAGGUGAUGAUACUUUUUAUUUUUGUUUGAGCAUUAGUACGAAGAAAUCGUUUUGAUUGAUUCAUUGCAAUGAACUUUACUUGUUUUAUAGUCAUAGUUACACUGAUAUUUAUUGUUUUCAAAUUGAUUUGAUUUUUUAACUUACACAGCUUUUGGGUUUUUUAUCUUAAU